Molecule: messenger RNA, 2577 nt
Organism: Drechmeria coniospora
Lineage: Eukaryota; Fungi; Ascomycota; Sordariomycetes; Hypocreales; Ophiocordycipitaceae
Exons: 4
Coding region: 1-2577 (858 amino acids)
Biological process (GO): endoplasmic reticulum membrane fusion
Cellular component (GO): endoplasmic reticulum
Molecular function (GO): GTPase activity; GTP binding
Source: RefSeq, a predicted model, not a curated record
AUGAACGGCCACUUUUCCGCCGUCGGCAACACGUCGGCGGCCGGCGACAACUACCAGCAUGGCGUCCAGGUCAUCGACGAAGAAAAGGAGUUCAACCAAAACUUGAACAGCUACCUCCGCGCCACUCACGUCGCCGAGUCGGGGUUCAACUAUCAUCUCAUCUCCGUCUUUGGCUCCCAGUCCACCGGCAAGUCCACCCUGCUUAACAACCUCUUCGGCACCGAAUUUUCCGUAAUGUCGGAGACGGAGCGUCGCCAGACGACCAAGGGCAUCUGGAUGUCCAAGAACAAGCGCGGCGAGAGCGCCGGCGCCAAGAUGGCCGACAACAUCCUCGUCAUGGACGUCGAGGGCACCGACGGUCGCGAGCGUGGCGAGGAUCAAGACUUUGAGCGAAAGAGCGCCCUGUUCGCCCUUGCCACGAGCGAAGUCCUGCUUGUCAACAUCUGGGAGCACCAGGUCGGUCUGUAUCAGGGCGCCAACAUGGGCUUGCUCAAGACCGUCUUCGAGGUCAACCUGCAGCUCUUCCUCAAGGACAAGCAAUCCACGCCGAGAUCCCUCCUCUUCUUCGUCAUUCGCGACCAUCUGGGAACGACGCCCCUUUCAAACCUGCGAACGACGCUCGUCCAGGACUUGACCAAGAUUUGGUCCACCAUCUCGAAGCCCCGCGGCCUCGAGAGCGCCAGGAUAGAAGACUACUUCGACUUUGCCUUCGCCGCCCUCCCCCACAAGAUUCUUCAGGAGGAAAGGUUUAGGAGCGAGGUCCAUCAGCUCGGCGCGAGGUUUGCGACCGGCCACAGAGCUGGCAAGGCGGGGGGCCACGGCGACCAAGAGCUCGAAGGCGGCAUCUUCCUGCCCGAAUAUCACCGACGCAUCCCCGCCGACGGCUUUUCCGCCUACGCCGAGGGCAUCUGGGACCAAAUCGUCAACAACAAGGACCUCGACUUGCCGACGCAGCAAGAGCUCCUCGCACAGUUCCGCUGUGACGAAAUUGCGCGCGAGGUCCUCGUCGCCUUCGACCUCGUCGUUGCGCCCCUCGAGGAGCAGCAGACCGAGGCGACGAGACUGGGCAAGAUCUUGGUUCUGUCGGCGCUCGGCGCCACGGGGAGCAGCGCGCGCGAGAAAAUCUUCACCGCCUUUGAGGCGCAGGCAAGCCGCUAUCACAAGGGAACAUACGUUCGAAAGAGGUCCGAGCUCGAGGCAAAGGUCGAUGCGAGGCUCAAGUCGCUGUACCAGGCACAGCUGGCGGCCGCUCACAAGGCCGGCGUCGCCGCUUUCAGCGAGGCCGUCGCUCACAAAGUCAAGGCAGGCCAAAAGGCCGGCGGAGCGUACGAGUUUGCCGAAAUCGUCGCCAACGAGAAGAAGAAGACGCUCGAAAUCUACGAGGCCGAAGCCAAAGAGCUCGCGAUGGAGGGUGUCGCCUGGACCAACUUCCGGGCGCAGUACCAGCUGUUCGAGACGGAGCUGGCCGAGGUCAGCGCGAAGCUGCGCAAGGAAGAGAUGCGCCGGCUGGCGACGCGCGUCGAACGCUGGGUGAAGUCGCGGCUGGGAGAUGCCGUCGGCAUCGAGUUCAACAACCUCGGCUCCGGCAAGGGCGGCUCCACCGCCGCCCCGGAAGGAGAGAAGCCGCCAAGCGAGAAGGAUCUCUGGGACAGGAUCUGGAACGUCUUCACCGGUAUCGUCAAGGAAGCCGAGGAACGGUUCGCGGAUCGAGCCAAGAGCUUCGAUGCCACCGACGACGAGGCUGACGUUGGCAUGUGGCGCUUGCGCCGGAAGAGCUGGGUCGGUCUCCGGGAGAAGAUCGAGGAGGAGGUGAUGGAGGGCAACAUCCUCCUGAAGCUUCGGGAGAACUUUGAGGACAAGUUUCGCUACGACGAAGCGGGCGUGCCACGGAUAUGGCGGCCGACGGACGACAUCGAGGGUCUCUACACGAAGGCGAGGGAGUCGACCCUGACGCUCAUCCCGCUCCUGUCGAGGUUCCGGCUGUCGGGUACGUACGCGCCGCCGAACCUGCCCGGCUUCGUCGGACCUCAACCGCGCGGGGUCGAGGUCGGCGACGAGGAAGACCUAUCGCCGAUCGGCGGCGUCGACGAGGACGAAGGCAAGAGCCUCGAAGAGGAGAUGACGGUGCUCAGCGAGAGCAAGAGGCAGGAUCUCGUGGUGCGCUUCAAGAAGACGGCCGACGGGGUCUACGUCGAAGCCAAGCGCAGCGCCAUUGGCGGCAUCGCCCAGAUACCGUGGUACUUUUACGCCCUCCUCCUGGCGCUCGGCUGGAACGAAAUCUUCAUGGUUCUGCGGAACCCGUUCCUGUUCAUCCUGAUCAUCAUGAUUGCCGGGGGGACCUACGUGGCCUACACGCUCAACCUUCUCGGCCCCAUGGUGCAGAUGAGCAACGCUGCAUUCACGCAAGGCAUCGACAUUGCCAAGGAGCAGCUACGCGACUUCAUCGCCAACUCGGAGACGGCGAGGCAGGCCCUGGCGGUGCCGGCGUCGACGAGCGCACGCGAGGACAUCAACAUGGACACGUUGGAUAGCAGGGGGAAACGGGCGGCCAAGCCGGCGGACGAUGACGAGAUUUGA